Toxotes jaculatrix (banded archerfish) is the source of this 1438-nucleotide messenger RNA. RefSeq names its product DnaJ (Hsp40) homolog, subfamily C, member 19 (gene dnajc19). The transcript is spliced from 6 exons. Gene Ontology annotation, biological process: protein import into mitochondrial matrix. Gene Ontology annotation, molecular function: ATPase activator activity. Bases 115 to 465 code for a protein of 116 amino acids. NCBI's taxonomy places the organism in Eukaryota, Metazoa, Chordata, Actinopteri, Toxotidae. The record is from RefSeq and is a predicted model, not a curated record. Gene Ontology annotation, cellular component: PAM complex, Tim23 associated import motor.
CGACAGUUCCCUGCCAUUUCCGGCAUAAACACAUGAACGCUGGAGUGAAGAGAACAUGAGAGGUCAAAAGUUAUGAUCCUAAUCUUCACCAGACACAGAACAUAACACAGAGACAUGGCCAGUUCCAUGGUGGCAGUGGGACUGGCUCUGGCAGCAGCAGGAUUUGCAGGUCGCUAUGCCUUGCAGGCAAUGAAGCAGAUGGAACCUCAGGUCAAACAGGCCCUCCAGAGCUUCCCCAAGACGGCUUUUGGAGGAGGGUACUAUAGAGGUGGAUUUGAACCAAAGAUGACGAAGAGAGAAGCUGCCCUUGUUUUAGGUGUCAGCCCCACAGCCAACAAAAAUAAGAUCCGUGAAGCCCAUAGAAAACUGAUGAUCCUGAACCAUCCAGAUAGAGGAGGAUCUCCCUACCUAGCAGCAAAGAUAAAUGAAGCAAAGGAUCUGAUGGAAGACCAGGCAAAGAAAUAGUACGAAGAUGCUGGUGACAUAAAUGUGAUUUCACACUGCUCUCACUCACGCUGUUGCACUGACUGACUUGAGCAGUUACAACUUUUCUAACUCAUUGUUCUCAAAUAAAAUCACACUGUAUAAAUUGUUAAUGGAGCUCUCCCUUCUUAUUAUCUUAUGUUUUAAUUUUACUUUGUUUACAUUUCAGCAAAUGUUAAGUCGAAGGUGGUUUUCUACUUGACAUGAACUAAAACAAUACUCAGAUUUCCAUAUGUACAUUAUAAUACUUUUUGUUUGCUUUGAAUUUUUGUUUGAAACUCUACAUCUUUGGAAGAUACUGAAUUGAUUUGACUCACUCAAACUGCAUCGUAUCAGCUUUUGGUGAACUUGUUUUUUUUACAUAGAAUGAGGACUGCAGAUUUUGUUCAGCAUCACUUACAUUGAAACUGCUUUGAGGGGAGAUUUCUUUGUGACCAGUGUGGAUGGAAGGAACAGUUACAGUGAACUAAACUCCUCUAGCAUAUAUACAGGUAUAUCAGUACUGGUUUUAAGACACACUUGAAAAUGCAUCCCAUAAUUUCAAAAACAAAAGUACAUGAAUGUUUUUGAAAUUAUGGGACCUUGAUGGAUAUAAUGAUAAAUAUAGUGGCGUGACAGCAACAAUGUGACCAUCUUUGCAUUGUAUUUGUUCAACUUAUACUUUUUUUUUUUUAAGAGAGCCAGACCCAUAUGGAUUUUAGAUCUACACAGAAGAUCAAGUUUAUUUAAGAACUACCUGCAUACAAAACAUAUUGCACAUCAACCAACCAGAAUGAUCCUUAAAAAAACAAACAAAAAAAAAAAAACACAUACUGGAUGUCACAACUCUCAGUAGUCCAAAUUGUCAUCUGUCUCCAAAAUAACCCCUAGGUAAUGUGUAGUUUAGUGUCAAGAAAAAGCUUUUCUUGUUUUUUUUUUGUUGUUUUUUUUUUUAAAUACUGUACAUUUUCUUAAA